GAAGUUGCCAGCUGGGUAAUGGUGGCUGUCAGCAUAUCUGUAAUACAACAGCACAAGGUCCUGUGUGUUCGUGUGCAGAGAAUUAUAUUUUGAAUUCAGAUAAAAAAACAUGCACAGGCUCCUGCUCUGUGAAUAAUGGUGGUUGUGAGAGAAAGUGUACAGACUCCAGUCAAGGCCCAGUCUGCUCUUGCCCUGUGGGUUACAAACUUCAUCAAGAUGGCCGAUCAUGUAUAGAUGUUGAUGAAUGUGAGAAGAAGAUGGAUGGGUGCUCUCAUCUGUGUGAAAAUAUAAAGGGAAGUUUUGAAUGUGUGUGCCCGCUUGGGUAUAAAGUCAGUACAGACUACAAAACGUGUGUAGAUAUUGAUGAGUGUUUGUUGAAUUCUACAUGUGACCACAAAUGUGUUAACUUACCUGGCUCAUUCCAGUGCCACUGCAAUCCAGGAUAUCAACAAUUUGGAGUUACACAUUGUGCAGAUGUGAAUGAAUGUAGUGUGUAUAAUGGAGGAUGUAUGCACACAUGUUCAAACACAGAGGGUAGCUAUUUAUGUUCAUGUAACUCAGGAUUUAAACUUCAUUCAAACAAGCAUGACUGUAUAG
Messenger RNA from Candidula unifasciata, 597 nucleotides. The record is from the annotation of a GenBank genome assembly. Lineage: Eukaryota; Metazoa; Mollusca; Gastropoda; Stylommatophora; Geomitridae.